Molecule: messenger RNA, 1782 nt
Organism: Dothidotthia symphoricarpi CBS 119687
Lineage: Eukaryota; Fungi; Ascomycota; Dothideomycetes; Pleosporales; Dothidotthiaceae
Product: anthranilate synthase-like protein component I
Exons: 10
Coding region: 102-1676 (524 amino acids)
Biological process (GO): L-tryptophan biosynthetic process
Molecular function (GO): anthranilate synthase activity
Source: RefSeq, a predicted model, not a curated record
GCCAGGACGUGCCACUGUGUCUGUCGCUCUGUCGCCAUACAAGCCCUCCACGCACACACGCCCAGGCCCUGCAUCGCUGCCACGCUCGAAAACGCACACAAAUGCCGUCACAUCUCGGCAUCCAGCCGUCGCUCGACACGAUACGCGAGGUUCUGGCUGCAGCAGCCGCCUCGCCCAACCCGCCGAACCUCGUCCCCGUCUUCUCCUCCAUCUCCGCCGAGUUCCUGACCCCGUCGAGCAUAUACCUCAAGAUUUCUGCAAAGUCAAAGUCAAACCUGUCGUUCCUCUUCGAGAGCGCUGCCACGACAGAGACGAUUGGGCGAUAUAGCUUUGUUGGAGCAGACCCUCGCAAGGUCAUCAAGACCGGCCCCGGCCAUGGCGAAGCGACCGACCCCCUCCCUCUCCUCGAGAAGGAGCUCGCCAAGAGCAGAGUCGCGACCGUGCCGUCGAUACAGCUACCUCCCAUGACCGGCGGCGCAGUUGGAUACGUGGGCUACGACUGUGUCAAGUACUUCGAGCCCAAGACACGACGUGAUGACGUGAAGGACAUCCUCGGUGUGCCAGAAAGCCUCUUCAUGCUCUUCGACACGAUUGUGGCAUUGGACCAUUUCGCCCAGGUGGUCAAAGUCAUCACAUACCUCAAGGUGCCAGAAAGUCUCGACGACCUGGAGCAGGCAUACAACGAGGCCAAGGCUACACUGAAAACAUAUAUGACAGUCUUAAAAGAUAAAGACAUCCCCAUGCCAGAACAGGGGCCCGUCCAACUAGGGAACGAGUACACGUCGAAUAUUGGCCAGGAGGGUUACGAAAACCACGUGAAGAAGCUCAAGGAGCACAUCAGCGUGGGCGACAUCAUCCAAGCAGUGCCGUCACAACGCUUUGCUCGCCCUACCUCACUGCACCCGUUCAACAUCUAUCGAAACCUCCGCAACGUCAAUCCGUCGCCGUACCUCUUCUAUGUCGAUUGCAAAGACUUCCAGAUUGUCGGUGCAAGCCCAGAGCUGCUGGUCAAAGAGGAUCAAGGCAGAAUCAUCACACAUCCCAUCGCAGGUACUGUCAAGAGAGGCAAGACAUUACAGGAAGAUGCAGCCCUGGCUGACGAGCUUUCAAACUCGCUCAAAGAUCGGGCGGAGCACGUCAUGUUGGUGGACCUUGCGCGGAAUGACGUAAAUCGUGUUUGCGACCCACUCACUACACGGGUAGACAAACUCAUGGUUGUGCAAAAGUUCUCGCACGUGCAACACCUGGUCUCGGAAGUGUCAGGGGUGUUGCGACCUGGCAAAACGCGAUUCGAUGCUUUUCGAUCCAUAUUUCCCGCCGGAACGGUGAGCGGUGCACCGAAAGUGCGCGCAAUGGAACUCAUUGCUGAGCUGGAGAGGGAGAAACGCGGUGUGUAUGCUGGCGCGGUAGGCUACUUUGGAUAUGGCAGCGUGGAUGGUGACAAGGAGGUGGAAGGCGCCAUGGAUACGUGCAUUGCGCUCCGGACCAUGCUUGUCAAAGAUGGAAUCGCCUAUCUCCAGGCUGGGGGUGGUAUCGUAUUCGACUCGGACCCGUACGACGAAUGGAUAGAAACGAUCAACAAACUAGCCGCGAACACACACUGCAUCACCUCAGCCGAAGAGAAGCAUCUGGCCGAGCAGACAGGCGGCGAGGCCGACGACGACAACAAACCAUAACAGCACGACUACUGGACAGGAUGGAGGAAGUGGCAAAGCCGCGCAAUCCCUCGCGGGGCUGGUGGACUGCGCCACGCGAGGCUGGUGAGUGGUGGAAUCGAAAGGG